This is a messenger RNA of Helianthus annuus (common sunflower), 749 nucleotides long. Its product is annotated as protein cornichon homolog 1. NCBI's taxonomy places the organism in Eukaryota, Viridiplantae, Streptophyta, Magnoliopsida, Asterales, Asteraceae. The record is from RefSeq and is a predicted model, not a curated record. The coding region runs from base 90 to 542 and encodes 150 amino acids. The transcript has 4 exons. Gene Ontology annotation, biological process: vesicle-mediated transport.
ACACCCCCAAAGUCUGGGUUUUCUCUUUACUCUUUCUUCAAUCGGAAAAACCCUGAAUUGUUUUCAUCCUGAAAGAGACGAUUGAUUAAAUGGCGUGGGAAGUGGUUCUGUGGGUCAUCUUCUUCGUAAUGAACGUCGCUCUCGUCGCCUCUAAUCUGUAUCAGAUAGUGUGCCUAACAGACUUGGAGGCUGACUACAUGAACCCGUAUGAUUCAUCAGCUCGCAUUAACGCAGUGGUGAUUCCCGAGAUGGUGGUCCAUGGUGUAUGGUGUGCUCUUUUCCUUAUGACAGGCCACUGGGUCUUAUUUCUUCUUACACUCCCCAUUACGAUAUAUAAUACUAUGUUAUACUCGAAAAGAAGACAUCUUAUUGACGUAACUGAAGUUUUUAGAUCCAUUGAUGCUGAAAAGAAGCUUCGGAUCGUUAAGCUUGCCUUUUAUUUGCUCCUCUUUGUUCUAGUCAUUAUCGGGAUGGUAAUAGCGAUCGUUAACAAUUUGAUAGACGACAAGGAAGAAGUGUUACAUGGGUACGGAAUAUAUUGAUUCUUGGGUUUGUAACAUUAGUUGUAGGUUUUGUGGGGCAGAUAAAACCACAUAUUUUGGACAUCUGUUGAGCAGGUUUUGUAAAGUUGUUGUACUGUUUUUAUUUGUUUUAAGCUGUGUUUGCUAACUAUUGUCAUGAUUGAUCAAUUUUGACUGUGUUUGACCUUGUAUCGGUAUGUUUGACCAUGGAAAUAUUUGUUUUUAGAA